Molecule: messenger RNA, 2664 nt
Organism: Helianthus annuus (common sunflower)
Lineage: Eukaryota; Viridiplantae; Streptophyta; Magnoliopsida; Asterales; Asteraceae
Product: protein SEEDLING PLASTID DEVELOPMENT 1
Exons: 9
Coding region: 284-2437 (717 amino acids)
Molecular function (GO): ATP hydrolysis activity
Source: RefSeq, a predicted model, not a curated record
AAAAUUCUUAUUGGGUAGGCCAAAUUUUUCAAAGUAAGAGAAGAUGAGAAGCAACACAACAAAACAAAAAGAUUUGUGGUGCACAUCUCGUCCCCAAACACGUGGAUGGCUUCAACUGUCGUAUAUUGCUUGCUCUCUGUUUCGUAUAAUUUCAAUGCUCCUAGAAUCUACCUUCGAAUCUUCUUCUUCUUCACCUUCAACUCACCCUUUUCUCCCCAAAUAUCAUCUCACUUCUGUAUAUAUUUCCAUUCAAACAAAUCAAGAAACAUAAAUAACCAACACCAUGACUGCUUUAAAUUCCCAUUUUGUGCUCGUUGAUCUGAACCAAAUCCCAUCCUCCACCUUUGCAUACCUGCACUACCCCAAAUUUUCAACUUCUUUCUCUGGGGCAUUUCGUCGAACACGUGGUGGGCGGAUCUGUUCGACCGGGUCGUCGCCGGCGAUCCGGUCGCCGGAAGUGCGCCGGCCGAGAGAUCGGGCCGGGUUUGGAAAUGGGUCGGUGUUGAAUUCGGCUUCUACGUCUCAGUCUCAUGUGGGGUCUGAGCUUGAUUUGAUUCUUGAAUUGGUGCCAUUGAGGAUGAGGAAUAAGUUGUUUGAGCAUAAUGAAAUUGGGAGUAUGAUUGAGGUUGUUAUGGAUUUGGGUAGACAGCCCCUUGCUAGAUUUCCUUCUGGUGAUUGGGUUAUUUCUGAUGAGGUUGUUAAGUUGGAAGAUCUAAAUCAUGCAAUUUCAAAGGUUGGUGAAUUUUCGGAUGACAACCGAUCAGGCAUUGAUCAUUCUCUACACCGAAUAAGUGCCAUUCGCAACCGCAAAAGGCAAAUAAUCGGUCUCACUUGUCGUGUGGGUCGAGCUAUAUCCGGCAGUGCGGAAAUUGUUCGUGAUUUGGUUGAAGGGGGAGGUUCCAUAUUGGUUAUUGGACCACCUGGAGUUGGCAAAACAACCUUAAUCAGAGAAAUCGCUAGAAUGUUGGCAGAUGAGCGAAAGAAGCGUGUUGUCAUUAUAGAUACCUCUAAUGAGAUAGGAGGUGACGGGGAUGUUCCUCAUUCGGGCAUAGGACGUGCAAGAAGAAUGCAAGUUCCAAAUGUUAAUAUGCAACACAAUGUGAUGAUCGAAGCAGUUGAAAAUCACAUGCCUCAAACAAUUAUAAUCGACGAGAUUGGAACCGAGCUUGAGGCGUUGGCUGCGGGUACGAUUGCUCAGCGAGGAGUUCAGCUUGUUGCGACUGCACAUGGAGUAACGAUAGAAAGCAUAAUAAAAAACCCGUCGUUACAAAUUCUUGUUGGUGGCAUCGAGAGCGUUACUCUUGGUGAUGAAGAAGCGAGGAAACGGAAAGUGCAGAAGACUAUACUUGAGCGGAAAGGGCCUCCUACAUUUUCGUGUGCGGUUGAAAUGAUAUCGAGAACGGAGUAUUGCAUUCAUCAUAGAUUGGAUGCUACUGUGGAUGCUAUACUUGCAGGUAAAUCUCCGUUGUUUGAAGUCCGUCGUAUGGACGCUGAAGCUGAAAGAUCUUUAGACGGAUCUAAACACGCUGAUGAAGUGACACGGGUUGAAAUACCAGACGAGGAAGAUGAAAAUACGCCAUUUUAUUUUGAAAAAUCAAGCCGAGAUGAGCAUAAAAAGAUUAGUAAGAAGGUGAAUGUAGAGGUUGUUUCAACGCCAGAAAUGACCAAUUCAGAAAGGACUGAGCAGGUUCAUGAAGGCGUUAAGGAUGAUUUUGAUGACGAAGAUGAAGAACAUUUUACCAAAUUCAGAAAGUUGAGCACUAAACAACAAAGCAGAAAAAACGCACCGGUGUAUGUUUAUACGUAUAAGAUAUUGGAAGCUGACCUACAACAAGUAGCAAUGGUGAUGGGGCUUACAGAGGAAAUUGACGUAACCGACGAUAUUAGCAACGCAGAUGCUAUAUUAGCAUCUAGUUUCGAGAUGAAGGAGAACCCUUGGAUUCGCAGUGUGGCUAAAUUUCACCAGUUGCCUGUGUUUGUCAUCAAGUCAACGACCAUGGCUCAAAUGGUCAAAGCUAUCCGCAUGAUUCUUGGAAGAGACUCGUUUGGUUCGAGAUCAAAGCAACUCAGAAAAGUUUCUAUGGAUAUCGAGAUUGAAGAUGAUGUGCCAAGAAGAAAACCGUCAUUAGAGGAGAUUGAUGCCUUGGAGGAAGUUCGACUUGCAAUCGAGUACAUCGUGAUUCCAAGUGGCGAACCCGUAGAGCUUCUCCCAAGAUGCUCGGAGAUAAUCGCUCAACAACUCGAGCUCGUAAGGAGUUAUCAGUUGACCGUAGAAAACUCAGGAACCGACCUUAAUCCAAGGCUGCAGAUUCUUCCCCACAAGUUGAACAAGAAAUCGGGAAAAAACUCUAAACCGACUUCAUCCGCACCCGGUUCACCGCCGACCGGUGGUGUUGCAGGUACAAGUGUUGCUAGGCUGCCGUUCCUGCCUGAAUAGUGCGAGAGAACGAUUUGAUAACACUUGAUGUACGUACAGUCAUUUGAUUAUGACCUUUGUGUGUCACCCUGUAACUUUGGGUCAUAAGUCUUUGUAUGUAGUCUCAUGGUCACUAAAAGUUGUGACCAAACAACCCAUUGCAGUUGUUGUAUAUUAUAAAUCUGUGCAAUCAUGUUGAUUUGUAUGUAUAUUAUUCACUUUUUAUUCAUGGUAUUUUUGCAUUUAAA